Psylliodes chrysocephalus is the source of this 3379-nucleotide messenger RNA. The record is from the annotation of a GenBank genome assembly. Lineage: Eukaryota; Metazoa; Arthropoda; Insecta; Coleoptera; Chrysomelidae.
UGAUGAAAGUGACAGGCAGCUUGACGUUUUGAUAAUUUAUAAAUAAUCAUAAAUUUCAGUGGUGUAUUGUGCAAUUCUGCUCAGUGUAAUAAAAUCGUUAGAUUAGUAAUCUUCGCUAGUUUUUGGUUGCGGUGUAUUAUAGCCUGUUCUUACAGUCCAGUAAAUAUUAAGAUAUGUAAUGAAUGAAAUAUUAUAUGCUGAGAACACAAUAAUAUUCUGGAAUUCGUACUGUCACUAUUAUUGUUUGAUUGCCGAUAAAUCUAAAUAAAAAAUAAAUUAAUAGCGAAAGUUAGUGUAAUUGACUAGAAAACUGUAUAUUAGUGGCACUCUUAGAUAUACUUUCGGUUAUUUUUGUUCUCGUAUCGGGUGAAUUUAAGUUUUUGUAAAAAAAUUAAUAAGAAAUUUGACAACAUGAAGAGCGGAAAUCGUAACAAAAUUAUUUAUAAGGAAGUCGUCGUGGUGGGAAAUGGACCGAGCGGCAUCAUAUUAUCGUUUUUAUUGUCCGGAAAUAUUCCAUACAUCAUCUCGGAUGCCCAUCCAGAAGAAAUGCUAUCGGCCAGAUUAAGACCCUUGGUCGGGCAAUGUCUUCUUUGUCAGGACUUGGGAUUUUUGUCUUCCGGUUUGGAAGGCAGAUCCACCAACCAAGUGUCUUUGUUGAUGGACGCUUUGUUGCACCCUUACGCGGAUAUGGGAUGGGACUUGGAACCGUUGAUCGAGUUUAGGAAAACGGGAACUAAGAUCGACCACAUAGUACUCGGAAAAGGCCCACCCGGCGGUUCCUGGCAUCGCAUGGACCCCCAAAUCCUCACCCUAUCCCUCGGCAGUUGGAUGGCCCUCCCCGGUCUCCCUUUUCACUCCAGAGACUCCAGCGAGAAGCGCGCCUACGCCUCCAACGUGGCCAAAUACUACGCUCACUACACCGAAAAGAUGGAGCUCACCAAAAAUUUUCACAACUACGUCACCGUCAAUUCCGUCAACGCUAUCACCAAGAAAGCUGAAGCUAAAAAUGACAGUUGGACCACAAACAACAAUAACAAUGACAUAACAAAGUGUUGUGGGGAGAUGUGCGAGAUUUUAGAACCGGAAUCCGAUGACAGCGGUUGUGUUAAGAACGCUAUAGAUUGUUUGAUGUUGAAAAAUAGGAAGAAGACGCGUUGCAAGUGGUCCAAAAGUAAUCACGAAUCGAGCGAGGCGUUGAAGAAGAGCGAUAAGAAACGUUCGAUAAGCUUUUGCUGUGGUACAAAUACUUAUAAUUGUGAUAGAUUAUAUUCCAAGUCGAUGAACGAGAGGAUAUACAGGCAUUCUUUUAGUUUAGAAUUUCGCGAUGUGCCUUCUAGCGAUUCCCUGUACUGUGAUCGAGACGCCAAUUGGAUGAUCGAGUCUGUAGAUACGAACACCGGUGAUAAAAUCACCUACGUCUCCAAAUAUUUAGUCCUAGCCAACGGCGGUAGCGAUUUACCGAAUAGGCUGGAAGUGUCCAGGAUGAAGAAGGAGCCCAGUUGGAUGUUGUACGAUUUGGGGAGGUUAGAAAGUAAUUUGGAUUCCUAUUUGAGUGGCGAUAUUGAAGAUAUAGAUCCGUUAUUGGUUGUGGGAGCCGGAUUGAGCGCCGCCGAUGCUAUUAUAGCGGCCAGAGGAAGAAACGUACCAGUCAUUCACGUGUUUAGACAAAAAUCGCCGGAGUUGAGUAGGCAUUUGCAGGAGAAUUUGUAUCCGGAGUAUCAUAAGGUCCAUCAAAUGAUGCUGGACGGCGGUUCGACCUACCCCUACUACACCGCCUACCCCGAAUACAGCCUGACGGACUUCAACGACGAGGCCAGAACGGUGAUCAUAACCUCCAAAGAAGGCGUCAACAAGAAAAUAAACGUCUCCUUCGCCAUCAUACUCAUCGGUUCGAUGCCAGAUCUCUCAUUUCUACCGAAGCAUUACAAUUUGGCGAACAACAAGCAUUUAUUAUUAGAUUGCAAGACCAAUACGGCCGAUAUAGACGGAUUGACGUACGCCGUACGCGGGUAUGACAAUUUGUUCGCGAUAGGACCUUUAGCUGGUGAUAAUUUCGUUAGGUUUCUCUCAGGCGGGGCUUUGGCUGUGACCGCUGAGUUGUAUAGGAGAGGCGAGUACAGCUAAAAUGUGAUUAUGUUUUGUUGAUUUUAAGGAAUGGAAAAGUGAGAAAUUUGACAUGGUUUACACCUAGGUAUCUUUUAGAUUCAUUGUCAAAUUCAAUCUAUAUUAACUUCCUAAACAUAACUGGGACCCUUAUUUAUCUUACUUUUGUUAGUAAUUGAUGGAUAACGUACCACAUUCGGCAUUUGACAGCUGAUCUAUGACAUUUUACAGCUAAUGUACGACAUUUGACAGCUGAUGCACGACAUUUAACAUACAGUUAUUGAAAGAUAAAAAGGUGGUAAAUUAAAGUCAAAAUAGUGAUGUGUUGUACCUUCAAUGAUGCAACAAAAGAAGAAAGAAUUGGAAAAAGAUCGAAAGGACUGGUUUUGAGUGGAAUCUUGUACUUUAAUGGAGCGGAUUUUUUAAAAAUGUUAUUAUUUUAUUAAUAAAAUCACUGGUAACCACUAAAAAUCACAGUUAUCGUCCAGAAAUUUACUGCUUAGUUCAUCUCUAGAUCAAAGAACAAUAAUAUUCUGGAACAGGAUGCGUUAUUUUGUUUCCAAUGUCGUUUGUUCCCUCUCCUACUUAAUAUAAUGAAAGGGUGCCUAUCACGACGAUACAAAGAAAUCAUUGUGUUAAAGAGAGAAAGUAAUAUUAUUUAAAAUGUAUAAGAAGAGUUAAUUUAAAAUUGAAGUUAAUGAGCCGAACAAAAACGAACCAUUCUGUAAUUGAUUUUAAUAUAAAAGAUGAAUUUUUUUAAUACAUUAUUUGAAGGUAAUAAAAAGUAAUGGCUUAGAGCACAAAUGUUGUAUGUCCAAAAAUGUAGUUUUGAGUAAAAUCCAUUUGAAAGUUAGAGAUGACUAUGACGAGCUGUAUAAUUUUUAUUUACAUUAGUUUACUGAAUGGUAAACCUAUUUAAGUGGACGUACUAUAUUUGGAAACCAAUAAGAUUUCAUCAUGUAGGAUAUAGAAUCCUAGCUAUCCAUUUUCGACAAAAAUGGAUAUACAAUAUUUGUACUCUUAACCAUUGAACAAAAAUAUUUUUAUUUGAGUUGUUUUGUCUCUUUCUGACAAAUAUAUUUCCCUAAUAUUUGACAAGUGACAGCUGUCAUACUCUUCUACUUAUUUCACCUGCUAUUUUUUUACAAUAUCAAUGUAUUUACUCACAUUUUGUGUUCUUAUUUCAUUUAUAUUUUUCUACUUAAGAUGACGAACUUAUUUGUAUACUUAAAUUAAAAAAAAGUAUUUUAUACAUUUUUUUGAUGAUAUUUUAAUG